AUGCUGGAUUCAAAGAGCCAGUGCUGCGGACGUGAGGAGCAAAAUGCUGUGCAGGGUUUCGCGGGCUCAAAGGCCACAAGGCCUACCCACGUCCAAAGCACCCUCGCAAUAACGCGAUACAACCUGGUCGAGACGAGUAAAGCCUCAAACAUCACGCCGGGCAACGGCGUGAAAGCACUCAAGGGGAUGCUACUUCUGGCCCCCCCCUGUGCUUGCACAGGUCGACAGGUGUUAAAACUGGACACUGCGCAACGCAACUGCCGUAGGAUAGUUGCAAAAGCGGAGCAGCUAACUCCGGCUCGGGGGCUUUGA
Symbiodinium necroappetens is the source of this 312-nucleotide messenger RNA. The record is from the annotation of a GenBank genome assembly. NCBI's taxonomy places the organism in Eukaryota, Dinophyceae, Suessiales, Symbiodiniaceae.